AUAUACAAGUGCGCAAGUAACGGAAGUAUAACUCUACGACUUGACAUUACUAUAAACCGUAUAUUGUGUACUUUUCGUGGUAACGCUGAUGCGAAUUAAAAAUGCCCAAAGUACGUAGAAGUAAGAAACCUCCGCCAGAUGGUUGGGAAUUAAUUGAACCGACGCUAGAAGAAUUAGAACAGAAAAUGCGAGAAGCUGAAACGGAACCUCACGAGGGCAAGCGAAAGCAAGAAUCUUUAUGGCCCAUAUUUAAAAUUCACCAUCAGAAAUCACGAUACAUAUAUGACUUAUAUUAUAGACGGAAAGCGAUAAGUCGAGAAUUGUAUGAUUAUUGCCUGAAUGAAAAUAUAGCAGAUAGAAAUUUGAUAGCCAAGUGGAAGAAAGUGGGAUACGAAAACUUGUGUUGUCUACGUUGUAUACAACACAGGGAUACUAACUUUGGUACAAAUUGUAUUUGUAGAGUACCUAAAGGCAAACUCGAAGAAGGCAGAAUAGUGGAAUGCAUUCACUGUGGAUGCAGAGGAUGUUCCGGAUAACAUUUAGCGAUGACUACAAGAUACAUAUUUAUGUUUCUGUUAAUGGUGUUGCAUUGUAUAUUACUAAAAACUGUAUCGCAUAAUAUCGAUGACCUAUGAAAGUAUCAAGUUAUAAAUUAAAA
Molecule: messenger RNA, 658 nt
Organism: Bombus pascuorum
Lineage: Eukaryota; Metazoa; Arthropoda; Insecta; Hymenoptera; Apidae
Gene: l(1)10Bb
Product: protein BUD31 homolog
Exons: 3
Coding region: 102-536 (144 amino acids)
Biological process (GO): mRNA splicing, via spliceosome
Cellular component (GO): spliceosomal complex; nucleus
Source: RefSeq, a predicted model, not a curated record